AUGCCGCCUCGCUUGGGACCCGGGAGCGGAGCCUCUGCACUGCCGGCCAGCACGCUCACGCCGCAACAGCUGCAGAACCUCCAAGACUUUCUCCGUGUCACGCGCGAAUCGACGGGCCAGGAGCCGACCUCGCAGGCCGUGCAGGAUUACCUCGUACAGAAUGGCAUCACCGUUCCCCUGCGCGCACCCCCGCCUCAGCAGCAGCAGCAGCAGCAGCAACAGCAGCAACAGCAGCAGAUGGAUCUACAGCAGCAGCAACAAGCUAUGCUCAACGCACAGCGGCUGCUUCAGCAGCAGCAACAGCAACAGCAACAGCAACAGCAACAGCAACAGCAGGGGCAGCAGUUCCAGCAGCAGCAGCAUCAACAGCAAGCUCAGAAUGUUGAAGCCACUCUCAGUUCGUCUCACUCUCUGCGCCAUCGGGUUGCGCUACAUGUUGGCCUCGACGAUGAGACUGAUGCUGGCUCGGUGGCUCGUUCAAUUUGUCUCCCCCAGUCGCGCACUUGUAUCCACUUCACUUGCAAGGCAACAUGCAGGCCGCAAUCCAACAUCUGCAAAGCGUGCUCUAUCCACCCAGCGGUCAGCAGUCCCCUCUCCUCGCCCAACUCGUCAACAUGGCCCGCGGCGACCGACUCUCCCCCGAGCAUAUGGGGCUGCUCAAAGCCGUGAUCGCCGCAAAUAGGCCAUCAAACUGUGGGUCCCCUGCUCCUGCAACCCGAUCCCGGGGCUAGCACUAGUGAGAUACCGAAAAGCUGACUGUACCUUUGGUUGAAAAUUUGCUCACAGCACAACAACAACAGCAGCAACACCAACAGCAGCCACAACAAAGCAUCUACCAGCAAAUGCCACAGCCUCAGCAACAGCAUCUCGCGCAGCAGUUCGCACAGCAGCAACAACAACAGCAACAAAAGCAGCAGCAGCAGCAGCAGCAACUCCAACAACAACAGAAGCAGCAACAGCAACAGCAGCAAAUGCAAGGUGGAGCACAACAGUCACAUCAGGUCUGUGCACGACUACACAUGGACCGGGUCCAGUGUCAACGUGGGCAAUCUCAGAGCUCCAGCUCACAUCCCGUGUAUGUACACACGUCACAGUCUCAAAGCGCCGGUCAAAGUCCGCAACAAGCUGUACAGGCUCUACAGCGGCGUGUUCAAAACAUCGAAGAGUUGCUCAAGAGGUAGAUACAGACCUGCCGGUCGGUUACGCAAUUCGGGUUCUCUCUCUCGGACCAGCACUGAGCCUGCGACUCGAACUGCCGCUCGUAGGAAUGACUUAACCGACGAGCAACGACGCCAAAUGCAGACCGAGCUCGACCAGGCUCGAGCCAAUCUUUCGAGAGUGAUCAAACUGCUGAUUGCUGCCAGUCAAACGGGCAAUGCCGGGGGGUCGAUAGCUGGUCCAAGCAAUCCUGGCAUGAUUGGCGUCGGCGGUGUUGCCCAGAUGCAAGAAGCUCAGAGGAUUGCGAUGCGCCAACGUGAGCUGCAAAUGCAACAGCAGCAGCAGCAGCAGCAGCAGCAGCAGCUCCAACAGCAGCUCCAACAUCAGCAGCAACACCAUCAGCAGCAGCAGAUUCAACAGAAUGGCCUAAAUUCUCAAUUCCGAACCGCUUCUCCGCUACAAUAUGGCCAGCAGCAGCAACCAGGGCAAACACCGGGAGGUCUCCGUCAGUCACCGACUGUGGGUGCUGCUCAGCUUCUACCUCUUCCGCAAGACGCCGCAAACCCGUCUGGUGGAAGCUCAAAUGCUGGCCCCCCGACAGCUUCCACUGGCUCGAGCUCAGCACCUGCUGGCUCAACACCUCCGUCCACCAAGACGGCCAAAAAGCUUACGAAAAAGCAACAGCAAGCUCAAGACGCUGCUGCGGCGAAAUCCCAUCAGCCACGACCCUCGGUGCCAGGCCCUGCAGGCCCUAGCGCUGCUGGGCAAGCCGCUGCCCCCCCUCCUGCUGCGAUCGGCCAAUUGUCUCAGAUCCAGCACCAGCAAGCUCUUGCACAGGCGCAGCAAUUCCAGCAGAUGUCACAGCAGCAGCAGCAGCAAGCCGCGAUUGCCGCUGCUUCAACAGGGAAUUCUGUUGCACCCCUCCCCAUCAACACCAGUACUUCGAACGCUGGCGCCACGGGUAUCUCAGCUGCCACGUCUGCCGCGCCUCCUGCCCAAGUCAGCGUCUCGUACUUGAUGUCGAACGCGAGCGCAAACCUGAUUCCUUCUCAAUUGUCGAUCCCGGCUCCCACGCCUGAAUCGUUCACCGCACCUCGACCCACCUUGUCGUCCGGACUGGCCAACAGCCCGAGCGUGUCGGCACCAGCGAUCAUCAAGCAUCCUGGCCUCACACCUCAGGCUGUUGCGGACGCCGUGGGUGGGCCUUCUUCGACGAAAGAUGGGCCAACCGGGCCGGCUGGGGUUGGAGGAGCUACGCCCACCGCAGGGAAUCCCUCAAAGGGAUCGGGCAAGGUUGGGGGUGUGAUGCAAGAUUUGAGAGAGGAUUCGAAAGGUAGGACAGUGUCUAAACGCAAGAUCCGGGAGCUGGUGGAAAGCGUUGAUCCCAAGGAGAGGCUUAGCGAUGAAGUCGAAGAUGUGAGCUACGUUGUACUUGGCGCAACGCAGAGCCUUCGAUUAACCAAUCUUCCUGCCGUGCAUUCUGCCUUGUCAUACAGUUACUGCUGGAGAUCGCGGACGAAUUCAUCGAUUCUAUCACCCGCUUCUCGUGUCAAUUGGCGAAGCAUCGCAAAUCAGAUCGACUCGAAGUCAAAGAUCUUGCUCUGCACCUUGAGAGGAGCUACAAUAUCAAGAUCCCGGGCUUCCAACUUGACCUUGAUAGUGCGCGUACAAUCGCAAAUCGCAAGCUGAAUCUGCCCCCAGGGCAUGCGGGCCGACUGGCAGCGGUUAGGGACACCACGAAGCGGAGAUAA
Messenger RNA from Microbotryum saponariae, 2909 nucleotides. NCBI's taxonomy places the organism in Eukaryota, Fungi, Basidiomycota, Microbotryomycetes, Microbotryales, Microbotryaceae. The record is from the annotation of a GenBank genome assembly.